Molecule: messenger RNA, 6006 nt
Organism: Zeugodacus cucurbitae (melon fly)
Lineage: Eukaryota; Metazoa; Arthropoda; Insecta; Diptera; Tephritidae
Gene: Tusp
Product: tubby-related protein 4
Exons: 11
Coding region: 831-5363 (1510 amino acids)
Molecular function (GO): protein binding
Source: RefSeq, a predicted model, not a curated record
UAAAAUAUUAGCAUUGUAAUUGAAAAACAUAAUACUUGAAGUAUUAAAAUAUUUGCAUUACUUAAGCGUGUAAAUCGAUUUUUCAAAUUGCCUACAACAGCAGCUCAAUCCACAGCGUGUAAAAUAUGAAAAUGCCAACACUUGACACUUUACCAUUUUAACAGUGAUAAGGAAUAGCGACAUUCAUACAUAUUACAUACGUACAUACAUACAUACAUACCAACAUUUAUAACUAGGAAAUUAUAACACAGCAUUUCCUACAAACAUUGACUCUUGUGUUUAUAUGUGCAGUGCGCAGGCGUGCUCCCAUCCCCAACAUUAACAAUAGCAUCAAUGGCAAUUGUACAUAGUAGGUACAUUUGUAGUAGGUGUGGUGGAUUAAAUGGUUAAAAUAAAAUAGCGACGAUGUCAGUGUCUUUUGAAGUUUGGCCUCGUGUAGACAAGCCUAAGCGGAUCCGUCAUCCUUUUUAGAAAACGGAUUGAGAGUGGCGAGUUUUGUACAAACAUAAAACGGUCUUCUUGUGCAUAAAUAACCCUACACUCAUGUGUGUGCACACACACCGACAUACAUACACACUACCAUGUAGUUAUUGAAUUUUCUUCAUACAAAAUGGGCUUUUCUGCAUUCAGACAUUACACAAAUAUACAAGUACAUUGUGUAUGCAUUAGAAAUGCAUAAAAAAAACUUAAAGUGAAAACGCAUAAACAACUAUUUGGGAACGGAAAUUUCAUAAAAAUUCGUUUAAACACACUUUCCAUUGACGCUAAUGAAAGUAGAUUUACUCCGUAUCGAGCUUAAGACAUAACACUAUUUCAAUAGAUUUGGCAGCAUGCAUCUGCACUUCGAACCGAGUGUGAAUACAAAAUGUGAUUGCACAAUAUUGUCGCUCUCAUGGAUGGGUAAAGUUCCUGAUGACAUACCAGAGGAUGAGGGCUGGAAAUUGAAUCGAACAAAUUAUUACCAAGAAGGAUGGCUGGCUACCGGAAAUAUCCGCGGCAUUGUCGGCGUGACAUUUACAACAUCGCAUUGUCGCAGAAAUAUGGACUUUCCGACACGUACCAAUUACAAUUUGCGUGGACAUCGUUCCGAUGUGAUUUUGGUGAAAUGGAAUGAACCAUAUCAGAAAUUGGCAUCGUGUGAUAGUUCCGGCAUCAUAUUUGUGUGGAUCAAAUAUGAAGGCCGUUGGUCCAUCGAACUGAUUAACGAUCGCAAUACGCCAGUUACGUAUUUCUCCUGGUCCCACGAUGGACGCAUGGCGCUGAUUUGCUAUCAAGAUGGUUUUGUGCUUGUAGGCUCGGUAGCCGGUCAGCGGUAUUGGUCAUCGAUGCUGAAUCUGGAGUCGACCAUUACUUGUGGUAUUUGGACACCCGACGAUCAGCAAGUGUAUUUCGGCACCACACAAGGUCAGGUAAUCGUAAUGGAUGUACACGGUGCGAUGGUGUCGCAAGUGCAACUCUGCAAUGAUGUUGGCAUAACAUCUAUGGCGUGGUCAUGUGAGAAAUUCAAAAUGGAAGAGGGUGAAGAAUCCGAGCCAGGUGUUACCAAUGCUUCUAAACGUUCUUUUGUAUUGGCUGUUAGCUUUCAAAACGGUUUUAUAUACUUGCUAAAGUCAUUCGAUGACGUAUCGCCGGCACAUAUCAACACAGGGCUUAGCGGCAGUAUAGGUAUGGUUAUGGAGUGGAGUAAUUCGCGUGAAUUGCUCGCUGUCGCUGGCACUUCGCAGACCACGUUAAACACUUUUGAUCAGCAAGGGGCGCCGAUCUAUGAGAAUCUCUUGAAAUUUUAUACCGAAUCUGGCAAAAUACUGUUUCAGACACGCCUUCCGAAUACCUCCGCAACGGUGUCUGCUCUCACGUGGGGUCACAACGACAAGCGUCUGUUCAUCGCAACUGGCACCCAGGUGCACAUUGCUUGGGUGUCCAGACGUAUAGCGUCACUACAAAUGCUGUGUCGUCUUCAAAUACAGGCGAGCAUUGGCUCAGAGCGCUCGUUGCACCUGCUUCCGUUGCCGUCACGAAUUAGGAGUCUGAUUGGCAAUCUUUUUGCUCAAACAAUAAGAGUAAGUGUGAUGAUUCUUCAACAGAGCGCUCGAAGCAAUUUAAAUUUCUUUUCUUAUGCACAGUGCUGUGUACCUGAUCUUAAAUCCGUACGUGAGUUCGUCUCCCGGCCACCAAUGUGUUCGACACGCUUGCACUGCACCAUGAUACGGCACGACGAGGAUCCAACUCAAAAUACCGGCAUUUGCUACACACUCUAUUUGGAAUAUUUGGGCGGUCUUGUGCCGCUACUCAAGGGCAAACGCACCUCGAAAAUACGUCCAGAAUUCGUGAUAUUUGAUCCACAAGCAAAUGAUUCACCGGUAUUCAUGCAAUAUUCUCCCGAAUGGAAGAGCUCCUCCGGUUCGAGUCAGUCUACAACCACCGGACAAAGCGGAAGAACUGAUUCUUCUGAUAGUGAAUUCGAAGAUCGUUACCGGAGCUCUCCACGUCCAUUACGGCAUCGAAAAUUGCGUCAAAAAAAGAGAAAUCAGAGCAAUGGAGAAAAAUAUUCAGUGAAUUCUCAAAUAGAUCCCGAUAGCUUGGAUGAACUCGCUUACGUUGAUACACUUCCUGAGGAAGAAAAACUGGUUGAGGUUACCUCAAACAUUUGGGGUACCAAAUUUAAAAUUCAUGGACUUGCCAAAACCGUCCCAGCCAAUUUAGGCCAAAUAACGUAUAAAACGUCCUUAUUGCAUCUGCAGCCAAGGCAAAUGACACUAGUUAUAACAGAACUGCGUGACGACUUUCCUUCGGGUCCGGAUCCAAAUUUUAAUCCGAAUAUUUUUUCCGAAGACGAAGAUGAUGCAGCUCUACUCAAUGGCAGUAGAAGUAAUGGCAAUACCUACAAUACCAAUUCGCUGACAAAUGCGGAAGGCCAAAUGAAAGCCACAUCGACGGCAGCUGCCGCUCAUCGUCGUCUCAACGAGUUAUCCCCACCAAUUGCACCAAUGUCACCACGUCCGAAUCAUCUGUUGGCGCGACAUAAAAACGCACUAAAUAACAAUGGUAUACAGUGUGCGAUAGGCAGUACUGGCUUAAGUCCAUUGGCUAGAGCCGAAUCUUAUGAUGACGAUUCGUCAAAUGAGUCGCAAGAUGUGAAUGGCUAUCACAAUGGCGCCAGAGCCAACCUACCCAACAGCAACCUACUACACAACACCAACGGUUCAAAUAAUAACAAAACGAUGCGUCCGAAGAAUAUUACUGCCACUACACCGGGUAUGCGCAGCAGUCUUGGACCUGGCUAUAGUAGCUUUAAAAAUAACUACAGUCGUUCUAGUUCGAACUCGAGCUCACAGUCCCGCCACGCGAUAUCGCCUUUAUACUGUGAUGGUUCGGUGCCAACAUUACAAUCACCGAAAAAUGCCGUCGCCCCAACGGAUAUAAUAUUCGAACGUCCGGCUGUCUCGGGCAAUGGUCAAACCACGGUUAUGUCGUACUCCAGCAACACGGACUACGCCAAUAAUGUUGUGCAAGUAAAGAAUGUUUUGCUACCCGAAAUGAUUCGAUCGACAAACAGUCAUGUCAACCCGGUACCCUUAAAUCUAAAUUUGAAUCUUGAACGCAUGGAUGCAAGACUUAAAACCACAGCGUGUAGCAGUAAUUACGCAGCAAAUAAUAAUCCCGUUAACAACAAUAACUCAAAACGUCGGGAUAUUUCAUAUAUAGAUGAAGAAGUACAAUCGCCCACCCAACAAGCUUUGAUUACUUUCACACCCGUUUCUACGCCUGUCGAAGUUCGCAUGAAGCGCACCACAACAGUCGUAUCCAUUGCACCAGCUAUGCCCGAUUCGAUUACACGCAGUUGUAGUGUUGGUUAUUUAGACUCGGAUGCUAUUACACCGUCCGACGAAGCCUUAAUGGCUUUGCGUAGAGACGCGCCGACUAAGCGUUUGAUCCUGGUAGACAAACGUAAGACUAGAAAAAAACGUCAAAAUAACGAGGACUCCCGCAAACCAAAACUGGAAAGAUCCGGCAAAUCAAAGAGUCUCGACUCCUGCGAAUUACUCUUCAGUCAAACAAAAUUAAGCAGUAAAGAACCCGAGAAGGCGCCACGUAAACUUCAAGAAAUCGCUGAAGGUAAAACCAGCACCACCGACUCCGGUGAACUAACAAAAUGUUUAAAAUGCCACAGAAGUGUCAAUCCCAACGAACAAUGUAAACAUUGCCAGCCAGCAGCCCUAACUGUGAGCGAUGAGCCGCAGAAGAAGGAAGAGAAGAUACGCUUAGUGUCCACAACAGCGAAAAAAGACGUCACAGCCAACACGCAUGUUUAUGAGAACUUAUAUAAGAGUCAGGAACAGCAAAAGCAAAUGCAACGCAAAACAGGUGGUACACCGAGAAAGAAAAAGCUGGAUGUAAUCACCAGCUUCACAGACAGCCCACUUUUCACGCGAAAACACCGCUUUGGCAUCAGAAGUCGCAGCAAAGAGACCGGUAGUAGCAGUGAGACGAACACCGAAAGCACCACACCAUUGCUGGGUCGUAAAAAUGAUAACGGUUUUAGCUUCGUCAAACAAUUAACCGAGGUACGCUGGCGUCGACGCGAGGCACAGAGUAAUGUAAAUACGGUCAAGACUCAACGUGAUUACUUGGGACAAACGCCAAGCGCCAGUACGAAUGGCAAUGCUGUGGAGGCCACGCCAGUGGAAGCUAAAGCCUCCGUCUCGUUGCAAGCGCAGGCACUUACAACAUUAGAGAACAUUAUCAGCCGUUUACGAGACCUCGAUGAGGGACGUCUCACUCCACCCGCUACACCGAAACGCCUACCGCGUAGCUCGCCAGCAUCGCCUGCUGUUAGUAAAAAGAACAAACGUCAGAGUAGUUCGCCCAUUCGUCACUUUUUGAAUUCACCUCUGCUAAAUAGGCGCUAUCGCAAAAAACAAUGCCUCAUAGAAAGUUCAGAUGACGAAGGCAACGGUACAAAUGGGUCAGGCGAAGAAAACGGCGGUGCCAGUUACAAUAAGCAAUAUCGUGAUUUGGAAACAUUCCAAAAGGCACAGCUACUACAAAAGCUAAAGCGUGGCAAAAUUGAGCCGAAUGGUUCUUCUUCAUGCUACUCGAGUCCCGCACCAGUUCGACGCGAGUUCGUGAUGCACAACAAAGCGCCAAUGUGGAAUGAGCUGAGUCAGGUGUAUCAGCUGGAUUUUGGUGGACGCGUUACACAAGAAUCGGCCAAAAAUUUCCAAAUUGAAUUCCGCGGUAAACAGGUAAUGCAAUUUGGGCGAAUCGAUGGUAAUGCAUACACGCUGGAUUUUCAAUAUCCAUUUUCAGCAUUGCAAGCGUUCGCUGUAGCGCUCGCCAAUGUUACGCAACGCUUGAAAUAAGUACAUACACACCUAUAUACAUACAUAUGUAUUUGUGUAUAUUUUUGAAGUAAUUGCAGAAAAGCACUGGUCUUCUGCCUGUAUUGAUAAACGAGUGUAAUCGGUGAUUCUAAGUAUUAAGCGUAAAAUACACGUACUAAAGGGGCCUAAAGUUUUAAUAUACAUACAUAUAUGUACAUCUAUACAAAAUCUUUGUUUGCGGCAUAAAUAAAUAGUGCAUGUGCACUUAUAUGAAUCUAGCUUAUACAGAUAUUUAUUGGAUAUUGUAACUAUCGUAGCUGUCAAUUUAUACGGAUCGUUUCGGCUUAUCACUUGAUUUCUAAAUUUUAUAAUCAAGCUGAAAUGUAUGUAUGUAAGUAAUUCGAUUUACGUCUCGAGCAAGUGAUUUCAGUUAAAUUAUUUGAAUGAACCUCAAAAAUAUCAAAAUGUUUCAAUAUAGCUAAUUUAGUGUUCGAAAAAUAGUCGACAUACGUCAAUGAAUAACAGAAGCCGAUUGUUGUUAAUGUUAAGUUAAAAAUUAUUAACUAUCGGAAGCUGCUUGAAUUGUACACAAUGCUUUUUUGCAAUAUUUAUACACUAAAUUAUUAACUUAAUUACGAAUUUAUUACUCUCCCUCAAAUAAUUUAUAUUUAUUUUAUUACGU